CACCCUCUACAGGUACACUGUCCCAGGCCAACCCCCUCCUGGCCUCCCUAUCCCUCCCGGGACGGCCCCUUCAGACCCAGCUGGACAUCAAGCACUUCCUGCCGCUCCACGUCAACGCCUCCUCCCCCCUCAACCUCUUCCCCAACUUCAACAUGAUGGACCCGGUUCAGAAGGCGGUUAUCAACCACACGUUCGGUGUUGCACCGCCUAAGAGGAAACAGAUCAUCUCCUGCAACAUCUGUCACCUCCGCUUCAACUCCACCAACCAGGCUGAGGCUCACUACAAGGGCCACAAACACGCACGCAAGCUGAAAUCCAUGGACGCCCAGAGAAACCGUCAAAGGGGCCAGGGCUCCAUGGCAGGGAGGGAGAGAGACAGAGACAGGGGGAAGACUGGAGUGGCAAAGUCCCUACCAGCACUGAUGGACCCCAGCCUCACAGAAGGAACAGGCCUGCUCUCGUCUCACCAGCCCCCCACCAGACUGAAGCUGGAUGACACCCUCCAGGGGGUCUCCCCCACCCCUAUGCCUGUCUCGGAGACCUCUUCCCUGGAUGCCUUGGCCCUCCUCUCCCCCCACGUGUCCCCUGCUGUCUACCAGCUCUCGGAGCUCACGUCAAAUGGUAGCCCUAUGGAGGGCCCCAGCCCAACCCCAGACUCCAACCCGUCACUGGAGGGCCAGGGGGAGUCCCCAGGGGCACCAGGAGGGGAAGAGGAGACCAGGCAGGGCAAAAAGAGCCCCCCUGCCAAGCAGCACCUUCACUGUCCCAUGUGCAAAAUCACAGUCAACUCCUCAUCCCAGCUAGAAGCCCACUAUAGCGGCUCCAAACACAAGCAGAUGCUGGAGGGCCAGGUGGGUGCUCAGGCGCGACGCCGAGGCAAGGUAAUGUCAUUGCCUAGGCCGACAUGCAGGAGCAAGCAGGCAAUAAGCAGCAAGGCCAGGGUGGGCGUGGCCCUGGCUAGCCAACCGUUCCACUGCGAGAUGUGCAAGGUGUCCGUCAACUCGGAGACGCAGCUCAAACAGCACAUGAGCAGCAGAAGACACAAAGACCGGUUGUCAGGAAAGCCCCAGAAACCGAAGUUCAGCCCUUAUACUAAGAGCCAGCCAAACCCUGUUUUAGCGAGCGUGAGAUGGAGUGGUUUCCCGUUUGGGGGGGUGACCUCGGCCAUAGGGAAACUGGCCAGCCACUGCCACCUCAGCACUUACAACCCUCAGACCAAACUGGCCCUGCAGAAGCAGCUGUCCAAGGCCCUGUCGGCAGGUUUCCUGGCCAGCCACAUGAACCCGGCCACCCUUUGCACCAUGGCCUCCAAUCCUCUGACCCUGCGGUGCCCCCCGGGGCCAGGCCAUACACCCCUCAUCCAGACCCCCCUGCUCAGCCCCGCGCUCUUCAGGCCCGCUCCGGGGCCCCUGAGGGCCACUCACACGCCCAUCAUCUUCUCGCCAUACUAGCCGAGUUUGGACUAGCCUGGAUCAAAUUGGCAUACAUUUACAUUUUAGUAGAGCAGACGAUCUAGCCCAGCCUUUCUAGAUGAAAAAUAAGGACCUAAGUGGAGCUACUCUGAGGCCCUGUCCAGAAACAACCCUUUACCCUCCCACCUUGGCAGUUGUGUACAGUACAGUAUAUAAUUUUAUGCUCUAUACAAUGAUUAGAUAGGUACUGUAUGUAAGCAAUAUGGUUGGAGCUCCACUUUGGCUUCUAAUAGGCUAAUUUGAAUGUUCACCCUAUCGCUGAAACCCAUCAAAUCCUUUCAGAUCUUCACAAGUGCACAGAGGUUCGGGGUUGAUUUUGCACAGUGCCUAAAACGUUUCUAUGCAGCCAAUGAGAGCAGAGCAGCGUGCCACCAAGUCCAACAUGCAAAACCGCUUACUGACUACGGUGCUACACACUGGAGAACCAGAGAUGGCCAUGGCGUUUCAGCCACAAAAUUGUUGCCCCUCUCUCCCGUUGGCUCUCUGACGACUGUCGACUGCAUGCUCCAACGUGGUCUGGAGGACCCUCUUUGAAGCCAUAGCGAUGAACGAUCAAGUUGUAUUUGUUUUGUGCUAUUUAUUAGAUGACGAUAGAGAAGUUGGCCUAUAUUUAUGUCACGUAUAGUGUCUGUUGCCGAUGUCCCCUCGCUUUAGGAUUUUCCAAAAGUUUCACUCUGGGAGUAGGCCUACACUGUCAGAUUUCCCUUGUCCAGUAUUAGUCCAGCACCUUUUUGUCAAGGAUACUGUUUUAUUUGUGUUGUGCUUUCAGCUAAGUUACUUUUCAACUAACACUUUCAUUGAAACCCGGUAUUAAAUCCCAAAAGAGCAAACCUAGCUAGGUAGAGCCUCCACUGGCCGGCAAUGUAUCAGUCUCUCUCUCUCUCUCUGUCUCUCUGUCUGUCUGUACUUCUGUUUUCUAAAGCCUUGUUGAUGUUGGCCAACCUAAAUAAACAGGUUUGGUUUGCUAGGUUGCAGCCGGUAUCCACCGCAUUCACGGUAAAAUGCUGCAUACUGUAUGUCGGCUCAAACGGAAAGGACUUUCAAAUGUCAAUUCGCUAUAACGUGGAUCUACCUAAACAGUUUGAAUCCUGGCUUUGGUCUGGGAACAUGAUGCAUGAUGCCAAUGUGAGACCCCGAGUCCCAGCAACCACAGACCCAUCAGACAACACAUUAUUAGUAAUUCUGUGUGGCUCAGGCAACGGCAUGGUUAUGUGUUCAAUUCUUGCAGGGAACACAUACACGUACUAAAGAAUGUAUGCACUCACUAUACUUCAAGUCGCUCUGGAUAAAUGAUGUAUACCUUGCUCUCAGCAUUUGACAGAGAAAGAUACAUAAAAUGUAGCUGGUCCCAGAUCUCUAUAUGCUUUCAAGAUAUUCAGAGGAGCUGGCUCAAGCAGAUCUGAAGUCAGGUUAACAUUGAUGGGUAUAAGAAGGUAUCGAUGAGGGAAGGGUCACGCUCUCUCAUGCUCUUUAUUUUCCCUCUUUCUCCCUUUCUUCCCUGUGUAAAAAGCAGUAUUAGUAGAGCCGCAAUCAGCCCCCCACUCAAACCUGAUGGAGAAUAUUUUACUUCAGGGAAACAGGACUAAAGAGACAGAGAGAAGGGGGAGGGAGAGAGAGAGUGAGAGAGGCCUGCGUUCAAAACAUCCAUAAUCUGGGGCUUAUUCAGGAGGGUGCAACGUCACAGAACAUUUAUCAUUUAGCAUAGAAGUACAGUACCAGUCAAACGUUUGGACACACCUACUCAUUCAAUGGUUUUUCUUUAUUUUUUACUAUUUUCUACAUUGUAGAAUAAUAGUG
Molecule: messenger RNA, 3269 nt
Organism: Oncorhynchus masou masou (cherry salmon)
Lineage: Eukaryota; Metazoa; Chordata; Actinopteri; Salmoniformes; Salmonidae
Product: zinc finger protein 385D-like
Exons: 8
Coding region: 153-1451 (432 amino acids)
Cellular component (GO): nucleus
Molecular function (GO): zinc ion binding; nucleic acid binding
Source: RefSeq, a predicted model, not a curated record